AUGAAGGGGGUAACUUUCAUCUGUGUUCUCUUUCUUGUCAGCUCUGCUUCCUCCAGGGGCCUGUUUCGUCGAGAUGCACACAAGAGUGAGCUUGCUCAUCGGUUCAAGGAUCUGGGAGAAGAGCAUUUCAAGGGCCUGGUGCUGGUUACCUUUUCUCAGUAUCUCCAGCAGUGCCCAUUUGAAGAGCAUGUAAAAUUAGCAAAGGAAGUAACUGAUUUUGCAAAAACAUGUGCUGCUGAUGAGUCAGCUGAAAAUUGUGGAAAGUCACUUCACACCCUUCUGGGAGAUAAACUGUGUACAGUCGCAUCUCUUCGAUCCACCUAUGGGGACAUGGCUGACUGCUGCGAGAAACAAGAGCCCGAGAGGAACGAGUGCUUCCUGAAACACAAGGACGACAACCCCAACCUCCCCGCACUGGUGAGGCCAGAGCCUGAGGCCCUGUGCACCUCCUUCAAGGAAAAUGAGCAGAAGUUCCUGGGAAAUUACCUAUAUGAAGUUGCCAGAAGAAAUCCUUACUUUUAUGGCCCAGAGCUUCUUUACUAUGCUCAAGAAUAUAAAGGAGUUUUGACAGAAUGCUGUGAAGCUGCUGAUAAAGCUGCCUGCCUGGGACCAAAGAUGGAUGCUCUGAAGGAAAGAGUACUGACUUCAGCUGUCAAACAGAGAAUGAAGUGCUCCAGUCUCCAAAAAUUCGGAGAUAGAGCUUUCAAAGCAUGGUCUGUAGCUCGUCUGAGCCAGAGAUUUCCCAAUGCUGACUUUAUGGAGGUUUCCAAGAUGGUGAAUGAUCUUACCAAAAUCCACAAAGAAUGCUGCCAGGGUGACCUGCUUGAAUGUGCAGAUGACAGGGCGGAUCUUGCCAAGUACAUGUGUGAAAAUCAAGAAUCAGUCUCCAGUAAAUUGAAGGAAUGCUGUGCUAAGCCUCUGUUGGAAAAAUCCCACUGCCUUUCUGAGGUGGAAAAUGAUGACUUGCCUAGCGAUUUGGCCCCGAUAAAUGCUGAUUAUGUUGACGAUAAGGAAGUUUGCAAAAACUACAAAGAGGCAAAAGAUGUCUUCCUGGGCACGUUUUUGUAUGAGUACUCAAGAAGACAUCCUGACUAUGCUGUGUCAUUGAUACUGAGACUUGCCAAGAAAUAUGAAGCUACACUGGAGAAGUGCUGUGCCACCGAUGAUCCUCAUGCAUGCUAUUCCAAAGUGUUGGAUGAACUUCAGCCUCUUGUGGAUGAGUCAAAGGAAUUAGUCAAGAAAAACUGUGAAGUUUAUGAAAGCCUUGGAGAGUAUGGCUUCCAAAAUGCCCUGGUGGUGCGUUACACCAAGAGGGCACCCAAAGUAUCGACUCCAACUCUUGUGGAUCUCUCAAGAAAACUAGGACGAGUGGGCAGCAAGUGUUGUAAGCUUCCUGAGUCAAAAAGAAUGGGUUGUGCUGAAGACUAUCUGUCCCUGGUCUUGAAUGGGUUAUGUGUGGCCCACGAGAAGACACCAGUGAGUGACAGAGUUACCAAAUGCUGCACAGAGUCAUUGGUGAACAGACGGCCAUGCUUUUCUUCUCUGGGAGAUGAUGAUACCUAUGUUCCCAAAGAAUUUAAUGCUGAAACGUUCACCUUCCAUGCAGAUGUAUGCACACUUCCCGAGACUGAGCAACAAGUGAAGAAACAAACUUUACUUGUGGAGCUGUUGAAACACAAGCCCAAGGCAACCGAUGAAAAACUGAAAACUGUUACGGAUAAUUUCUCAGCUUUUCUACAGAAGUGCUGCGCAGCUGCUGACAAAGAGGCCUGCUUUUCUGAGGAGGGUCCAAAACUUGUUGCUUCAAGUCAAGCUGUCUUAGCCUAA
Molecule: messenger RNA, 1827 nt
Organism: Miniopterus natalensis
Lineage: Eukaryota; Metazoa; Chordata; Mammalia; Chiroptera; Miniopteridae
Source: RefSeq, a predicted model, not a curated record